UAAAGAACUCACGAUUUCCAGUAGGCCACGCUGUAACAUUAGCAAAAUGGAAUAAAAUAUUUUGUUCUCGAAACAAUUUUGAAUAAAAUAUAGCGAAAAUGCUGAGGAGUAUUAGCGAGCCCUCUUUGGGAACUGUUGGGACGGAGACCUUGGCAACAACUGCAACCAGUCAUGCAGGAAGCCGCCAUUACCUGCCCAAGUUAAAACAAGAUCAAUUACGAGGUAGAUUUCUGUGGGAAGGACGCAUCGGAAGAAUUACAAGGAUUGUGUUAUUGACGCCUUGGAAUGUGUGGUUUCAGAUCGCAGUUCUCCUGGCAGUCAUUACCACGUUCGUGAUCCACUUGCUCCUAGCAUACUUCUUCGAUAACAACACGUGGUCUAACUUCACCACGAUCAUUAUCUUGGGAGAGCUGAUAUUCUUUGCCGAUGUCUUUGUUCAUUUGGUCCAUAUGUUUUGGCCUUUAGUCCGUCUCUAUAUGAGAGUACAUCGGCGGAGUUUAUUGUUACUUUUAUGA
Molecule: messenger RNA, 515 nt
Organism: Manduca sexta (tobacco hornworm)
Lineage: Eukaryota; Metazoa; Arthropoda; Insecta; Lepidoptera; Sphingidae
Exons: 3
Coding region: 99-515 (138 amino acids)
Source: RefSeq, a predicted model, not a curated record